UACUCAUUAGCCCAGUUCAUAUCCAUUGCAAGCCAUAUUUGUUACUGCGUUGGUUUGCGUGAUGUGAGGUGUUCGUGUAUUUGAACCAUGGAAAUUACGGGAGGUAUCGGCAUGAUUUUGCGCAUCCUGGUAGUGCACUUGCUCGUGAAGGGAUCACAAAGCUAUGGACAGUCGUCUUCCACAUUGCACAUAGCAGCAGAUGUGAGUUCACUUACUCACACUUUCUACGCCGACAGCAACAACGCAAAAGCUCACCUGAAUAGCCCCAGUCAUGUUGUUUCACGGACGAGACGGUCAGCGAUGACGGCACCUACCCUGAAUACUACGGGAAUGCUCUCAACGUUUGCACUGAACUCAAGUGCGCAGCAACUGAAAGUGCACUGGGUUGGUGCUGGUAGCCCUGUGGUGGUUUGCCUAGCAAAGGACGUUGUACAGAUAAAGAAUGGAACCACCAUGGUGUAUGUUUCUAAUGACUACGGUACAACCUUCAAAGAAAUCCAAGCCAAGCACAUGCGGCUGAAGGACGGGUCACCUUCCGAGAUUAGCACGUUUUAUAUUAGUUCAGUGCUGAACUCUCAUUGGGUCUUCGCGGACGUGACACACAAGUACAUCUUCACAUCUCGGGACAUGGGCCGGACUUUUGAUGUCUAUUCCAUGGAGUUUUCUCCAACCCUCAUUGUGAUGCAUCCUACAAAUGUUGAACUAAUGCUCGCAAUGGACAAAAAUGACCGUUUGAACAGGCUCUGGCUUUCUGAGGACUUUGGUGUAAGCUGGGUGGAGAUUCAGCGAGAAGUAAAGUCAUUUUUUUGGGGUGAACCUGAAAUCGACCCUGAGAGUAAGCUUUACGUUGGACGGAGUUGGAUAGGUGGGACAAUGACGGUUUUUUCUUCAUCAAACUUGUUCAAGAGUGGCUACCCAGAAGUGCUGAUUAGUGGCGUAGAAGAUUUUGAAGUCAAGGAAAAGUACAUAUUUGCAUCCAAGCGGCAGCACCUGUUGGGCUCAAAAGAGAAGAAUGGAACGUUGAUGCUGUGGGUUUCGUAUGACAGAGGAGAAUUUAGACGAGCCUUAUUUCCAAAUCACCUGGAACACAAUGACUACUUUAUUGCGGAAGCAUCGGAAGACCAACUGUUUGCAUGUGUAAAACAUGGCAAUUACAGCAACCUGUACAUAUCGGACUACAAAGGACAUCGUUUUUCGCUCUCUUUAGAAAGAAUUCUCUAUUUCAAAUCCCCAAGGAAAGAUGCUGAGUUGGACUUGCAUCGAGUCAAAGGGGUACGUGGUGUAUACAUUGCAACGCAAGUUCGUCCUGCAUCUGGAGCUGAUGAGCAUCCAUUUGGGAUGCACGACGACCUAGUCUCGUUGAUAACUUUUGAUAAAGGUGGAUCGUGGCAGCCUAUAAAACCCCCUCCGUACCAUCAUGAUGGAUCUCCAGUAAAGUGUGAGCUGAAUGCUGGAUGUUCACUGCACCUGACGCAAAAGUUCAGCAUCAUGUACUCUGGUUCAAGAAGUAUGCCUAUCUUGUCAGAGGAAUCAGGAGCAGGCCUCGUGUUGGCAAUGGGCGUCAUCGGGACAUCCUUGAAGGGUCGUCCAAGUCUCUAUGUUUCUCAUGAUGCGGGUGUAACUUGGAGAGAAGCCUUAUAUGGAAACUACUUGUACUCGUUCGCUGACUUUGGUGGUGUGAUUGUCGCCACAGAAUUUUAUGCUGCUGGAGGAGAGACAGCAACCAUAAAGUAUUCCCUUGACAUGGGAGAGCAGUGGUCGGAAAUUUCAAUGCCGAACAACCAACCGAUUCGGGUGUAUGGGCUGCUGACUGAGCCAGGGGAAAAGACUGCCGUAUUUACACUCUUUGGAUCGAAGCCUAAUGUGCACGAGUGGCUUCUAAUAAAGGUUGACAUGCGCAAUGCCUUUCAGUACGAGUGCACUGCUGACGACUACAAGUCCUGGUCACCUAAGGGCAACAAUGGAGCUUGUCUUCUCGGACGCAGGGAAGAAUUUGAAGUUCGGAUUCCACACUCUCGCUGCUACAAUGGUCGAGACUACAAACGUCCUAAGACAGUUCACAACUGUCCUUGUACACGUGCAGACUAUGAGUGUGAUUUUGGCUUUAUGGAAGACCCGCAGGAACAACACUGUAUUCGAGAUCCUGACAGCGACAUUGAUCCCCACAAGGUCCCCAGUGACUGCUCUGAAGGGAAAUUUUACAACCACAGCAAAGGUUACCGCAAAGUUUCCGGUAACACCUGUGAGGGUGGAGACCAUCUCAAGUAUGAUGUUGAAGUCAUAUCUUGUCCCCGAAAGACUGAUACAGAGUUCCUUAUUCUUGGAAAUCAUAGCUUACUCAACAGAGUAUUGCUCAGCAAGCCUGCACAAAAAGACUGGGAACCAUUGCUCAACGCUGAUGUUGCUUGCGACAGUGGCGCUAAAAACAUUAUCACCUUUGAUUAUGACUAUCACAAAGACUGCAUAUAUUGGGUUUGUGGUGAUGACGUCGCAAAGAUUAAUAAACGAUGCCUGAGCUCUGAAGGGGAGACAGAAACUACGGAUCUGACAGAUCAUGGAGCAGUGAAAUAUUUGGCUGUCGACUGGAUUUCCGGAUAUGUCUACGUCCUGCAUGAAAACUCUAGCAGGGUGGGCGUAGUCAUGCAGUCAUCCAAGUCACGUUGGUACUACAGGACUAUCUUCAGCCAUGAGCAGGGGGUUGUCCCACUGAGUAUUGCUCUGCACCCUGGGAGAGGGUACAUCUUCCAGACAUCAAGAACGGGCAUUUCAAGAUCUCAUCUUGAUGGUUCAGAAUUUAAGGUCUUAAUGGAGACCUUAGGCUUGACCAUCUCAAUCACAGUGGACUUUCAUGGCGAUCGUAUUUUCUGGGCCUCUCCCUUCGAGCAUAGCAUUAUGUCUGCUGACUUUGAUGGGAAGAAUGUCAAGACUGUAAUUGACGGGGCUGCAGUACUGCCUUUUCCAUACACGGUAGCCGUGUACAAGGAAUGGAUCUAUAUUGUAGAUGCAAUUCGUCAUGAGCUGCUUUCAGCAAGCAAGCAUGAUGGUUCUGGCUUGCACGUGUUGGCAAGGCCACUUUACUCUCGCACGGGGGCUAAGGUUUACAGUUCGAGCCUCCAACAAGGAUGGAAUGCUUGCAGUCGUGAUGGCAAUAACAAUUGCAGCCACUUUUGCUUUGCUCGCGGAAGUGAUGAAUACAGGUGUCUUUGCCCCUCUGGAGAGUCAACCAAGUUGGUUCCUGGCUAUGGAGAAAAGUGCCUCUGUGAGAAUGGAGAAGAAAUGCACAAAGACGAAGACUGCCGAGGGGCCACUGCAGCACCAGCUCCAACAUGUCUGCCAAACCAGUUCAAGUGUGAUGACAAUAGCUGCAUUUCCCUGCGCUGGAAGUGUGACAGAGAUGCUGACUGUGACGAUGGGAGUGAUGAAGUGGGUUGUGUCAAUGUUACCUGCCCACCUAACCAGUUCCUGUGUGGAAAUGACAGAUGCAUACCAGACCACUGGCGAUGUGACUCGGAGGAUGACUGUGGUGACAACUCUGAUGAAGAAAAUUGUGGACAGCCUUCAAUACGAUGUGGAGCAUCAAGGUUUCAGUGCAAGAGCAUUGAUCACCGAUGUGUGCCUAUGACUUGGGUUUGUGACGGCGAAGUGGACUGUCUAGAUGGCAGUGAUGAAGCGGAAUGCAGUGCUACAAAUGUCACUUGCCCAUCCUGGAAAUUUCGGUGCAAGAACGGGCGUGCCUGCAUCUUUCGUAUGUUUCUCUGCGAUGGAUCACCUGAUUGCGGUGACAGCAGUGACGAGGCAAACUGCACAACUGUGGCACCGCCUACUACAAGUACAACUACUACAACCACACCAAAACCAACAUCAUGUGCUAGUUGGAUGUUCCACUGCCCUAUUGGAAGGUGCAUCCCAUUCUGGUGGCGCUGUGAUGGAGCUGAAGACUGCUCUGAUGGUUCUGAUGAGCAGGGAUGCUUUCAUACGGUGAACACGACGACACCUGCUGUGCAGAACUCAAGUACUUUACCGAGCACAUGCUCUGAAGAACAGUUCAUGUGUAACACAGGAAAAUGCAUAUGGAACGCAUGGCUUUGUGACGGAGAACCUGACUGCAAAGACGGGGAGGACGAAAAAUAUUGCCCUGGGUCCAGCGCUUGCACUCCAGACCAGUUCCAUUGCUUCAGAACCUUAGGCUGCAUUCCCAAAGAUCAAGUGUGCAAUGGCAAAGCUGAUUGUGUUGAUGGAAGUGAUGAGUGGGGCUGUACGACGCCGAGUUCACGAUUGACACCCUGCCCUGCAAACGAGCUGCCUUGUUAUCAGGGCAAUGAGUGUUUUUCUCUUCACCAGAAGUGUGAUGGUACGCCUGAUUGUGCUGACGCUAGCGAUGAAAUGGAUUGUCGCACAGAGCAUCAUAUUGUCAGGGGCCUCCAGCUUGACAACAAACAUGUGACACAGACAACUAUCAGACUCACCUGGCAACCACCAGGUGGCAAUACAAGCUUUGAGUACCUGCCAACGAUACAAACUAUGAGCACAGGCAUGUGGCAUAAUGAAACGUGGACGCCGAAGCUGAGCUACACAUUUGGCAACAUGACACCUGGAGUACAUUAUCGCAUGGGUGUCUAUGUACGCAUACACGGAAAUGCUACGCUGGUUUUCAGACCGGAGAAAUACAUCGUUGCCUCCACUCUGAGUGCCGCACCGUCCCCACCACAUGACGUGCAAGUCAAGCAGGUUCUGAAUAAGAAAGUUGAAGUCACGUGGAUGGCGCCAAAGUCACCAAAUGGAGCAAUAAGGUCUUAUAGGGUCUACUUCAGGCCACCUGAACCUGAGCCUUUUAUGUGGAGCACAGAUGGCAAUUCAACCUCUGCUGUGCUCGAUUUUUCUUUUGAGCCUGGUGUCAACUAUACCUUCUGGGUAACAGCUAUAGCUCAGGACCAGCUGGAGAGCUUACGCUCUGAAACUACAUCACUAGUCUUUGCAAAGAAUGAUGUACUUCCCGUUGUUGACCACCUUCGUGUAACUGGUGUGGGUAACACUACUGCAAACGUCACGUGGGAUAGAGUGACAUCUCCAGUUGUGGAUGGCUACAGGGUGAUGUGGAGUACAAAUGUUGGUGACCUACAUCCACUGCCAUGGGACAGUGUCAACACCAACAUGAAUUACAUAAACCUGACGUCCCUGUCCCCCGGCACAAAAUGCUCCGUUAAAGUGUUUGCUUUUAAGGACAAUUUUCAUGGUCCCGAAGAAAAGGUGGACUUUGUCACCAAAGGUCAACCACUUCCUGCACCAGAAGGCGUGAUAUUUUCUGUGAAUGGCUCGCGUGUAUCACUGCACUGGAGGCCCGUAUCUACGCACCAAAGUGGCACUGCUUGGGUAUAUGGAGUCUAUAAAGUUGACUCCCAUUCACCUCCAGUAUCUGUGGGAAACACAACUGCAUCAGUGUACACUGUGGAGAACGGCUUGGAAGCGUGCGAAGUAUACGUAUUCCAAGUUCGUGUUGUGGCACCCUUGGGAGUUGGUCCUGCUUCCGUCCCUCAGUCAGUGAUGACGGAGUACAGUGCGCAGGCACCACCGAGAGAUGUCCAAGUAAAAACGGCGCGGUAUCGUGACGACGGACAUGUCAUCGUCACUUGGAAGGCGUCCUGCUUUGUCAUUGACCGUGCUGUGGGAUACAUGGUGUAUAUCCGUGACAACAGGACAGGUGUAGAGGAUCUUCACUCAGUGCCGACGACUAACAACACACUUCUCUCAAUGUCUCUGGCGGAACUUCACCCGGGAGCGACGUACGUGCUCCAGAUUUGUACGAGUGUCCCCAAUGCUCGUCUGAGCGCACCAACAUUGUUUGUGGUGCCUGCCUUGGCAGCUCCCAGGCAGCUAGCUGUGGUGCCAGAACGCAAUGGCAGCCUCUACAUCCACUGGAAGGCACCGCAGCUGCCCCCUAGCAUGAAGGAUGAUAAGAUUGUACAUGUAGUAUACAUAUCAAACUAUAAAGACUUGAAGGACGCAAAGCAAUACAACGUGUCACAACCGCCGCUUAUAAUCUCGAGCCUUCCAAGCGGGAAGGUGUACCACAUUGCUGUCAGCAUGAUUGAUGAGCACGGCUUCGAAAGCUUACGGUCAGACACAGUAGAGGUUGGCAUCUUAGCAGAGCGUCUGUCUGUCAGUACAGGCAGUAUGGCAGGCGUUGUGGCAGGUGCCGUGUUCAUCAUCAUUACCCUGGCAGCUGUUGUAGCAUUUUUGGUGGUGAGACACCGUCGUCUGCAACGAAGUUUUGUAUCCUUUGCGAACACUCACUACGACACUCGCUCCGGAGCCACAACGUUCACCACCGCCUCUGAGGUGCACGAAAUGGACGAAGAGGAGGAAGAUGAACCAGUCAUCCGCGGGUUCUCAGACGACGAACCUCUGGUCAUUGCGUGAUCCUAGAUGCUGGUCUGAGUGAAUCUCCAGUCUGCUAUGGUAGAGCCCGCAUUUGUAGUCUGCUCAGUGUGAUCAGUGUGGAAGUCCUUGGAAGCCAGAAACUAUAGCUCCUCUGUGCACAGUCACGGUGUCUGCUUAGUGCCUUGUCGUACCACGUGUGGGCCGGUGAACUGGCCGGUGUCAUACCACUGCUCUGUCUUCUAGGUGUUCAAAGGGGCAUGUCUAGAAUUUCUCGCACUGCAGAUAUGCACAAUGUUUGCUACUUAAAUUUUUCAAAUAUUCUCAAAGUGGUGGUAGAAAGUGAUGCAACACCCAUUUUUAAGCUUGUGGCUUAAACACUGGUUGGGCAGUCUUAGAAAUACAUUUCCAUCUUAAGCCGGAACAGUAGGGGUAGAUAACAGUAGAUAAACAGGAAGGGGUGGAACAGGUAGUGAUAUCCAUCUCUUCUUGUUCAUUCAUCCGGUCAUUCGGUCUUCUCUGACAUGGUGGGCAAUGUGUGUCGCUGACUAGCCUAUGUAUUGCUCUUCACGAAAGGCUCGUUUACUUUUGGUUUUUGCUGCACGGUGGUAUUACUUUUGCAUUGUCUUAUUACCAGUGUCACAUGAUCAGUGUAAUGUGAGCAGCCAGUGUUAAGCUUUCAUUGAGCCGCUUGGAAUAUAAUCCCAUCUUGCACUGCUUGAGGAGCUUUGAAGAGGAGCAAAGUAUUUUUACUUGACAAUCGAUUUUGUAAGGACAGGUAAAAGGGAGAACAGACAGCUGUAGGCUUCCAGGAGCCUCUGUACUGAUUACACAGAACUCCCGAGUGAGCCCCCGCUUAUGCAGAUGAGCAUACACACACAUUUAUGCCUCGUAGGCACAGCCACUCGUACACAGACUUCAUUUAGCUCAGUCGUGCACAGAAGGAAGUAUUCCUAUUACCUGCAACCAUUAAAUGGUGCACUGUUAAAAUGCAUGCACUUACAUAUUGCUCAUGUACGUUGGAUGUUAUCACAACGCUCCUACGUUAGUACCCUAGGGAUAAGGACCUUAAUAGCUGUAGGUAAUUUGAGGUUUGCAUUUGUGCUCGUAUCUGUUUUACUGUUGAAUAUGAUGUUCGACACCAAAGAGUAAGCACUGCUGUUGUGGGGCACUGAUGAUUUAUAUUUCGAACUGAAGAUCUUGUUAUUGCUUUUAUAUUUUAUGUCAUUGUAGUAUUCUAGAUACCCUCUACAUUGUGUCUUUCUAUUGCCAAUUCUUUAUGCAACCCUGCAAGCAUCACAGAAAGGCUGAGUUUUGCAUCUCAUCUGUGGGUGGUGAUGCAAUGUGUUAGCAUGAGAGACAAGGACUAAAUGCAUUUUUCGGUAAGAUCCCUCGUGCAUGGUAGGACAACUUCCUUGGAAUAAUACAGUGCCUACUAGACAUCUCUCUUCAACACUGUUUAAUGAAAUACGAGGAUACUAGUUAGCAAAUUAUCUGCGUAGUGAAAAAUAAUUGCUGCGCGACUGCUCAUCAACACCUUGGAGUGUAUUGCAUUUGUCUCGCGUUGUGACAGCUGAAGUUCCACUUUAGUUCUCACACGUCUUGAGGGUUAGUGAUCCAUUUUCUCCCUUCCAUUCAUUUUUAAAGAAUGGUCCUUGUGGACUUGAUCUGCUUAUCAUUAUGUGUUCCAUUAUCUGUAAAACGUCACUGUAAGAUGCUACUGGUAAGAUGUGCAGCAUAAUCAUGUAAGGAUCUGAUCUUGAGAUCUGGAAACCUGUUGCUUUAUAAACUUUCUCUCCUUUGUUAUGCCGAGAUAACCUUAAAUUGAGGAUGCUGUUGCAACCGUUUUUUUGGAAAAUCGGUAUGUUUCUUUUAGAUCGAAUAUAUUGGUCAAUACAUCGUAAGAUGGGCUGUCUGCAUGUCCUAGUUACAGCUCCUGUACUUUUGGUGUUACUUUUUAAUGUUUGUUAUGUUACUUUUGUGCAAUAGCCAAAAAUUUUCUUUCUUUAAACAGGGAAAAUAUACAGUUUUAGCCUUCUGAGUGAACAAAAUUUGUUUCUCAGCAAAGCUAUAUAAAAGAAUUCAGAAGGGUAUUGCCUCAGCACUUGAUGUCCGUUAGGGCUAUUUGUGUGUGCAGAUGUGCAAGUUUAAGUGUCUAGUGGAGAGUACAAAGUACAGUAUAGCUUUAUUCAUAUACCCUUUAUUUGCAUUGCAAUGUGUCAGUCUGUUGCUCAUGAUGUUCUGUGAAAGUUGUUUCGUGGUAGUAUCCAUUCUGCGAGUCAACAUAUUAAAUGGCUAUAUUGCUAUUUUUAUAAUUUCUUUUGUAUGUUGUGACCAUGUAUAGCUAAUGAAAGUCUGAUCCUAAAGUGUUCCCCCGCUCCUGAGUCACUUUUGCGUUUAACAUAGGAUGUGCUGUGAAUCCUAGGUGUGACUGGAUCUACAAGCAAGCAUUCCUGUCAGAUGGUCGCAGUGUUCUCAUGAUAUGUGUUCAGUGAAAACUGUUAUAAUUUUCUUUGAAGUGGUAAAUAGCAUAUAAAUGACACAGCCACCCCACUAUUGGAAAGGAAAAAUCGGCGUUUUGUACUAAAUUACUAUACUGUAAAAAGUCAUCAGGCGACCUCUCUAUUACUAAAUGCAUUUCAUGCAUGGUUUUUUUCCCGAUAAUCUUGUCCAUAUUUGGCCAUAUUUCCUCUCGGUUGUAGUGCUUUUUCGCAUUUUUUUGUUAAUGAUGCUUUUUACCACUUUGCUGGGUUAGUGCAGUGUUAGGUAGGUCAGGUCUUGCUUGGCUUGCUUAUUUUCAAGAUCAUUCAUUUUAGUCUUGAGUGGUUUUCUUUGAGGAAAAAGAAUCUGUGAUACCUAUUGUGUCUGCAAAUUCUAACAGAGGAAAACAUUGCAUUUUAAUGAAUGCAUGCCAUGUAUGUACAACAUUUGUGGAGUACAGUGGGUUUUAAUAAAAGAUAUCCACAUAA
This is a messenger RNA of Ornithodoros turicata, 9344 nucleotides long. Its product is annotated as sortilin-related receptor-like. Gene Ontology annotation, cellular component: membrane; Golgi apparatus. The transcript is spliced from 38 exons. The record is from RefSeq and is a predicted model, not a curated record. Gene Ontology annotation, molecular function: protein binding. The coding region runs from base 88 to 6417 and encodes 2109 amino acids. NCBI's taxonomy places the organism in Eukaryota, Metazoa, Arthropoda, Arachnida, Ixodida, Argasidae. Gene Ontology annotation, biological process: post-Golgi vesicle-mediated transport.